Messenger RNA from Hyaloperonospora brassicae, 2292 nucleotides. The record is from the annotation of a GenBank genome assembly. NCBI's taxonomy places the organism in Eukaryota, Oomycota, Peronosporomycetes, Peronosporales, Peronosporaceae.
AUGCGUUAUCUGCAGCUAUCCCGUGCGGCCGCUGGUCUGCGUCGGCCCAGUGCCUGUGCUGCGCGUCGUCUGCGCCCGACAGCGCCCGUGCUGUCGCACCGCUUGAGUACCGCCGUAUCGGACCUGGACGUCCCGCCGUUUGUACCCGGAUACCCCGUGCCAAGUGGAUACAUGACGAAUCUGCGCAACAUUGGCAUUUCCGCGCACAUUGACUCGGGAAAAACGACACUGACGGAGCGCAUUCUCUUUUACACGGGCCGCAUUAAUGCGAUCCACGACGUGCGCGGCAAAGACGGCGUUGGUGCCAAGAUGGACUCGAUGGAGCUCGAGCGUGAAAAGGGCAUUACGAUCCAAUCAGCAGCCACGUACUGCUCGUGGAAAGAAGCCAACAUUAACAUUAUUGACACGCCUGGACACGUCGAUUUUACGAUUGAAGUCGAGCGGGCGCUGCGUGUGCUCGACGGUGGCGUGCUCGUGCUCUGCGGCGUCUCGGGUGUACAGAGUCAGUCGCUGACGGUCGAUAAGCAGAUGAAGCGCUACGGUGUUCCGCGAAUUGCGUUUAUCAAUAAACUCGAUCGCAUGGGAGCGAAUCCGUGGAAAGUAAUUAACGAUCUCCGCAAGCAGCUGAAGCUGAAUGCGUGGGCUUUGCAAGUGCCAAUUGGUGCCGAGAAUGAUCUUGAGGGAGUGGUCGAUCUGCUGAACAUGAAAGCGCUGCGCAAUAAGGGCGAGAGCGGUGAGGUCAUUGAAGACUCGGACGACAUUCCUGCUGACACCCGUGCUUUCGCCGAGGCUAAGCGUGUUGAACUGAUUGAAGCACUUGCAGAUGUUGACGAUGACAUUGCUGAGCUGUUUCUGAUGGAAGAAGAGCCCAGUGUCGAGCAGCUAAAGGAUGCUAUCCGUCGGGCUACAAUCGCACACAAGUUUGUGCCGGUCAUGAUGGGCUCGGCUUUUAAGAACCGUGGCGUGCAGCCCAUGCUAGACGGUGUCGUGUCGUACUUACCAAGCCCGUCCGAAAUCCAGAACUUUGCUUUGGACCAGUCAAACAACGAGGCCCGUGUGAGCGUGCCAUGCUCCCCGGACGCACCUCUGCUGGCCCUAGCUUUUAAAUUGGAGGAAGGCAAGUUCGGCCAGCUUACGUACAUGCGCGUGUACUCGGGUACGCUGAAACGUGGUGGAUUCAUUUACAACAUGAGCGACAUGAAGCGCAUCAAGGUGCCGCGUCUGGUAAAGAUGCACUCGAAUGAGAUGGAAGAGGUUGAGGAAGUUGGUGCUGGUGAAGUUGUUGCGAUGUUUGGUGUCGAGUGUGCUAGCAUGGACACGUUUAGCGACACGAACCAGGGCAAGUUCACGCUGACGAGUCUACACGUGCCCGAGCCGGUAAUGUCCCUGGCUGUCACGCCCAAGAACAAGCAGCAGAUCGGCAACUUCUCCAAGGCACUCAACCGUUUUCAGAAAGAAGACCCGACGUUCCGCGCUUUCGUAGAUGAUGACAGCAAGGAGACAGUCAUAAGCGGUAUGGGCGAGCUUCACCUGCAGAUCUACGUGGAGCGUAUGAAGCGUGAAUACAGCGUGGACGUGGAGACUGGCGCGCCGCAAGUAAACUACCGCGAGACGAUUCGCCAGCGCAGCGAGUUCAACUAUCUUCAUAAGAAGCAAACUGGCGGUUCGGGUCAAUACGCGCGUGUGGUAGGAUACAUUGAGCCACUUACGGACGAAGAGGUCGAAGAGCUUGGUAACGAGGGAAAUAGCUCGGGCGUCGUCUUCGAAAACGCAAUUAUUGGCAACGCGAUUCCACCCGAGUACAUCGCAGCUUGCUCGAAGGGUGUAAAGGACGCAAUCCAGAAAGGGUGGCUCAUUGGUCACCCGGUGCAGCGCAUGCGUGUGGUGGUCAAUGACGGUCAGUCACACUCGGUAGAUUCCAGCGAGCUUGCUUUCCGCACAGCUAUGGUGCUAGCUAUUCGCCAAGCGUUUAUGAAGGCCAACCCGUGCAUCCUCGAGCCCGUCAUGGCGGUGGAGGUGGAUGUACCUAGCGAGUUCCAAGGUACGGCCAUUGCCGAGGUGAACCGUCGUCGCGGUCUCAUUAACAGCAGCGAUGCCGAUGACAUGCACACGGUCAUUAAGUGCGACGUACCCCUGCAAAACAUGUUUGGUUUCUCGACGGAUUUGCGGUCAUCCACUCAGGGCAAGGGCGAGUUCACGAUGGAGUACAAGACACAUGGCAUUGUCAUGCGUGACAUGCAGGAGAAGCUGAUGAGCGAGCACGAAAAGGCGCAAGCGGCCAAGAACAAGUAG